GGUUAUUUAUAGUCAACUAUUAUAUGGAAUAAUAAAUGCUGUAUAAAUUACUUCUAAUUUGUAUAUUUAAUUAUAUAUAUGCUCAAAUUGAUUAUAGCGAUGAGAGAUUAAAUCGUUUCAAACGUAUAAUUGGUGGACAAUCUGUUCCACGUGGUACGUAUCCAUGGGCAGCAUCAAUUCAAGCUAAACGACAUACAUUGUGGUCAACAUUAGUUACAGGAUCCGAACAACACUACUGUGGUGCAGCUUUAAUUAAACCUGAUUGGAUAAUUACAGCAGCGCAUUGUUUAUACGACAGUGGAGAAGAUGACGAAAUUAUCAGCUAUCUACAUCCAAAAAUGUGGCAUGUACGAAUGGCAACUGAAAAACUAAGUCCUGGAAUCUUAGAACGUUUAAAAGGUGCUUUCAAUCGAGUCUUCAAUUCCAUUUUUGGACAUGUUAAACUUCAAACAUUUUAUCAUGUAGAAGAAAUAUUUCAUCAUCCAAAAUAUGAGCCUGGAAAUUUGGAGUAUGAUAUUGCUUUAUUUAAACUCAAAGAAACUCCAGUUUUGUGGAAAAUCAAUCAUUUAGAUUUAAUAGAAUUGCCGGAUAAAAAAAUUGGCGAGGAAUGGCCUAAACCUAAUCAGAAAUGUGUAGCUGUUGGUUGGGGAUGUAGUUUUGUCGACGGGCCACCAACACUGAAAAUUCAAGCUGUAGAACUUCCAAUUCUACAAUCAAAAACAUGCAUGUCAAUGUAUUCAGCCUAUAUUAAUUUAACGGAAGAACAUGAAUUCUGUGCAGGUUACCAUAACUUUGGUAAAGGUGUAUGUCCACGGAUGAUAGUAUUUUCAUUCACUUACCUGAUGAUCUCAUCACACUAUAUCGAGGUGAAGCGUGGCAACUUAAAUAUAUACAUGUAUUUGUUCCAGUUACCAAAUUAUCUAUGCACAAACACCUAGAAAAUCAAACAGUCGUGCCAACAGAUUAUAAUUUCUCUACGGUUGUGGUCCUAAAGCUUCUAUCAAAUAAAUAUAAUGCUUCAGAGACCAGAUAAUAGGCUUCUUGAAAAAUUACCAAUUCUUUUAGAUUGCUUGAUGAUCCCAUUUAGUAAUUAUUAUUACUUUCAGACUAGUUUCUCAAAUGUACUUUAAUAACUAUCAACCACUGCUGAUUGUCUUUGCCACUGUUCGUUUAUAAAGUCAGUUAGCAUUUCGUUCGUUUUUUUUUGUACUUGGAUCCAGUUGUAGGUUGAUAUUUUGAUUGGCUUAACUAGCAUCAUUUGUAUAGACAGGGGAGACCAAAUCAAGAUGUAACAUCAGAUUAUAGAGUCAGUCAUUGUCAGUCUGAGGCAUGUUGGUAGAUCCAGACUACUAGACUGGAGUUCGGUCAGUAACCACAACCAGUGGUUGGAGUUACUCAUAGUGGUGUAUAUGAACUCACUUUUCAUCUUCCUCUAGAUCUUGAGUCUCAGUAUUCCUUUGUGCAUACCUUUUCAGUACGCUUUCUUGAACCAUACUCUUAAUACUUAAUAAUCUUUAGUAUCAUUGAUACUACGAUUAUUUCGACUAUUUAUCUUGUCAAUUUCAACUUGUCAUGCUAAUAUGGUACGUCAACUCAAGCUAAUGCAAAUUUUUGUAAGCAUCUACUCAGAUUAUGACUGAUCUGUGUAGGUUCCAUUUCAGUCGGAGCUUUAUUUUGUGAAAAAAAGUUCGUAAAGAUGAUAUGAUUUCAUAACAAUCGUGGGUAUUAGCUUAGAGGAACGUCCUCACAAGCUGUUCGAAAAGCUUUAUCAAAGCCAAGGAUUAGUUUUAGCUACACUAGGGUCAAUUGAAGAAAAUCAUAGAACUCCAGUCCUAUCGAAAAAUUUGUUUAAGUUUUUGAAAAUCUAACUAUACUAAUCGACUUUUAGGGUGAAGGUUUUAUAGAAUAAGUUAUGAUUUCUGGGAAACUACACUGAAAGCGAGAAAUUUCCUCAAAAUUAUUUCAAUCCCUCUGUUGUAAAAGAUAUCGAUCAAAACCUUUAAGAGAAAAAGUCACUACACGUUAAAGUUCAUCGAUGAAAUCCGAACCAAUUGUCUGAGUUGGGCAGAAACGUAGCAUGAAAACUGUAUUCAUUAGGUGUAGCAUUUUCAUUUACAAAAAUAAUAUGAGAACAUAUUCCUUCAUGAAGGCUAUGUGAAUGUGUUAUUUGUUAUAAUAGCCCACCGGAAUUGAUAAAGUUGUAACUGGAAUGACUGAGGUGACCGGAGUGAUAAUCUGAUCAUUGGUACAAUCUCUGAAUCAUAACUGAGUAGACUUCAGGAGAUAGAAACACUAAAUGAAAUUUAUAAAUCUUUAUUAGAAAACCAUGUUUGUGGUUAACAUAUAGAUUAUUCAACCAAAUUACUACGACUGUUUAUUUGUCAACUAACCAAUGAUAAUCAAGUGUAAAAUUCAAGAUCAUAGGACAAACCAUUGAUUAUUCAGUUUUGAAUGCCAUGACCACAUUAAUUAAUCUUUAAAAAAACUAUCUUUUAGGGUGACAGUGGUGGACCAUUGGUCUGUGAAGAUGAUGGUGAAUACAGAUUAGCUGGUAUUGUUUCAGCAACACACUCCAAACUGCCCGCUGAUUAUCCGGCAAUAUUCACACGCGUUUCUUACUUCGCCAAAUGGAUAAAUGACGUAAUCAGGGAGAACGGAUAUAAGAAAAAACCGAAUGGUCUAUUUUCAUUUUUAAAACUGCAUAACUGAAAAUUACUAUUAUUUUUCACUUCUGUUAUUACAUGUUAAUUUCCCUUUAAACAAAAGAAAUUAGAUAUUAGUUGUUAAGCAAUGAAAACAAUGACUCUUGAUCUACACUGUGCUAGGAAGUUGACAAGUUAGGUAUUAAAGGAGUUCAGAUAAUCAUGGUAUCUGUGAUAGUGUGAAAAACUACGUUAAGAUUCUCUGUCUUUUGGAGACAACAUCGAUCGAUGUCACAAGACUUAUAGAGUACUGGUUAGUGAUACCUACUAUUCGAAUUAGGACCCUCGAACUUAUACCAUGUAGUUUAGAGGAUGGUUUCAGGGAAUCUGGGAUAGAAUUUUUUGAACUCGAACCAUUAGUGUUGAUGAUACGUGUGGAAGAAUUUGAAGACAGAUAAGGAUG
This is a messenger RNA of Schistosoma margrebowiei, 3105 nucleotides long. The record is from the annotation of a GenBank genome assembly. Lineage: Eukaryota; Metazoa; Platyhelminthes; Trematoda; Strigeidida; Schistosomatidae.